Molecule: messenger RNA, 515 nt
Organism: Microdochium trichocladiopsis
Lineage: Eukaryota; Fungi; Ascomycota; Sordariomycetes; Xylariales; Microdochiaceae
Exons: 1
Source: RefSeq, a predicted model, not a curated record
ACCAUCACUUGCAACACCAAAGAAACAUCCCCUUUCAUCAAGACAGCACACUACUUCUUCUUUCAAACGAACAACACACUGCACAUUUUGCGAGACUGCCCUCAGACAUGGUCCGCUUCAACAACGCCUUGCUUGCGGCCCUGCUGCUCCUCAACGGCGCGAGCGCACAUCCGCUCGACCAGAGAGCACCACAGACCGUCCCUCCUCCUCCGCCUCCCCCAGGGGGAGUUCCUCCUCCUCCUCCUCCUCCUCCUCCACCGGGAGGUGCUCCGCCGCCGCCGCCGCCGCCGCCUGGUCCUCCAGGAGGCGCGCCCCCUCCUCCUCCUCCUCCAGGCAGUGUUCCGCCGCCGCCACCUCCUCCCCCGGGUGGUGCUCCACCUCCUCCUCCUCCGCCUUCCGGCACUCCUCCGCCGCCCCCACCGAGCGGUGUUCCUCCUCCACCUCCCCCGCCGGCAGAUGGGACUCCACCUCCGGCUCCGAGCGAGGUCCCAGCCCCUCCGGCCCCGGUGGUCUAG